Messenger RNA from Felis catus (domestic cat), 4026 nucleotides. RefSeq lists its product as uncharacterized. The transcript is spliced from 2 exons. The record is from RefSeq and is a predicted model, not a curated record. Lineage: Eukaryota; Metazoa; Chordata; Mammalia; Carnivora; Felidae. The coding region runs from base 658 to 1599 and encodes 313 amino acids.
GACGUUCAACCGACUGAGCCACCCGGGUGUCCCAGAGCCUUAGUUUGUUUUUAAAUCUCUCCCCACUGCCCCCCCCCCCCUUUUUUUUGGUCUUCUUUCUCCUUCCUUUGCUUUCUUUUUCAUAGAGCACCUUGCCAUUCCCUUAUGUCCAGCUGCUGUCACCGAUCCAGGGAGAGCAGGCCCUGUCCAGCAGGCUGCAAGGGGGAGGAGGUAACUCCAGGCAGACUCCUGCCUCCGGUGGCCUCCAGGCUUUUGCAGAGAGGGUGUGAUGCCUCCACAAAGCACUGACCGGCACGGCUCGGACACCGUUCUUUUCCAGGGAUCCUGGGAGAAGUGGUAGCUGGGGCGGCUGCCCACCUGUCACCCUAAACACCUUGGAGGGAAAGAGGAGGGACCUCCUGCCCACUCCAGUCGGGACGCUGGGAGACAAAGUGUAGACAGGGCCCCACGGAGUCACGUUUACUAAUGAAUCAGCUUUUGGAACAAAUGUCAAAAUUAUGCUUGCCAUGUCUCGGCCCAGACGUCCCUCCCCUGGCCUGUUCCUAGAAUCUGCCUGUAAGUGGAGUUCUUGUAAAUUAGAUUAUUCAGAGAACCUUGACAUUUAAAGAGACCAUGUUGGAAAGCUUUCGGUAAAGCAAAAAACUCACGUUGUCGGUCAUGGCCUUCAGUGUUCCCAGUUUGGAACGGUUGGAUUUCUGUAGGUUUUCUGAAAAGUCGAAAAUGACUGUGGCCAGACGAGGUUCAUUCUUUGGGUCAUUCAACAACCAACUAGCAGACAGCCACCUUGUAUCAGGUGCUGCGCUGAGGGGCUGUGAGGUCAUGUCCCUGCCUCCAGGAAGCUUACCUCCUGGGGGGAAAGGCAGACACCGCCAGGGGAGGGUCGGGCCCCACAUUUAUUCUGGUCAGCUGGUGGGAGUGAACUUUCUGUUGAAGGCCUGUGUGCUGCGUGUGGUUCGAGAGCGAUACAGGGGUCGAUCUCAGGGUGUCGCGGGUGUUCUCCAAGGAGCUCCCGGGCCAGUGGGGAGACAGCUGCGAGGGCGAAACCAGCGGUUCGCCAAGACUGGUGGGGGCUGGUGGGGAAGGGUCGGCGUUGCCGGGCUCCCGUGUGAGCGCUGCGUGGGGGCGCCGCUGGCCGAUGCCGUCCUUCCUGGGUGGUGGUGGCUGUGGGGCCCCCAAACCCAGCUCCUCGGUGACGUUCAGGCUAGUGGCCCGCCCGGGGCCCGCAGUGAUGCCCACUCUACCACAGCUGGCGUUCCUGGGUAUCGGGAGGUUUCUGCGUUCCUUCGCUUACCGUGUAUCUCAGGGUCGCAGCGAGAGUUCGUUCUUGCCAGCCCUGUGCCGCUGUCUCUUUCUGGGUGGGACGUGGCGGCGAGCCAGCGUGGAGAGACGCCGUAUUUAGAACCAGGGCCCCUCCGGCCUGCUCCCCCGAAGGGCUCUUCAAUGGACACGGUGGUUGGAACUUGUCUUCACUGUGGUCCCAGACCCUCGUACCUGAACAGCGGAGCUGGAACAUCAGCCCGAGAGCUGAUUGGAGGAUCUGAGGGGGGUUGGAGGACUCUCCCUGCGCCGCAGAAGGGCUCGAGAGGGUGGACACGGUGACAGUCACAGAUCUAAGAACUGGACCCGCUAGGGCACGUGGAAGCUGUCGGUUCUCUUCUGGUUCCUCAGGGGGCCGGCGUGUGGCCUCGUCCGUGGGGGACGUCCGAGUCCGGGAAGGAGCCAGGGGGGUGGGGAGGAGGGCCCUCCCCUGGUGGCCCUGCCUGCUGGCUGGGUUGCCCGGAAAGGGCUCACCGAGGCAUCAGUGAGGAGCAGUCCUGAGUUGUUGGGCAGAGGUGAGCCUGCUGCUUCUGGAAGAUUCCUGGUCUGGAAGAUUCCUGCUUCUGGUCUGAUUACUUGCCUCGGAACCCUUAAGUAGUUCUCCAUCUAGGGGUUUUCUCUCGUUUUCGAGCGCUCUCCCCGGGUUCCACACGAGGCUUUCCUCAGUUGCCCUGCGUCCCAGGAGUCAGCGACUUAGCGGCCACCCAGUGGAGUGAUGUAAAGGUGGCGGAUGGGGGGGCUCUCACCCCUGCGCUAAGGGACUCGUGUGGGCUUGGUGCCGGGGACACAGUGGUGAAAAGGUGCGGUCACGCCUCCGGAGCUUCCAUCCGGGCGGAGGCAACAGUGUAAUCGCAGAUACACGUACGCGUUCUGGAGGCAGCAAGCGGACUGGAUCAGGGGGCUGGAGGAAGCCACCUUGGCGGGGCUGGUCAGGGAGGGCCUCUGAGCACGUGACACUCAGGCUGAGAGCCUGUGCCGAGGAUGAGCCGCCCACGAGGGAGGAGCGUGGCCUCUUGACCCUGGGUGAGGCACGCAGCCCUCUUCUGCAUCAGAUCCCGCUGCACUGCCGGGUGAGGCGGGGUGAGGCGGGGUGAGGCGGGGUGAGGCGGGGUGAUCGUGGCGCCGGGCUCACGGUCGGUCGUGACGAUCCAGUGGCUGAUGGGAAGCGUGCGCGUGCGGAGCAUGCACCGCCGCCCCCGCCCCAGACCCUGUCUGGUCUCGCUUCUGUGCUGCCACCCCUUGCCCCGGCUCCUGCUGGUCCCCGUGGGCCCAUGGUCCCGCCGCCCACCUGGGGCCCUUGAGAAACCCUCGGCUGGUUGAUUUCCCAUUACCAACAGGCUAGAUCCACGCCCCUCACCUGUCCUCGGGGGGGCUCCCCUGCAAUCCAGGCCCAGUCUGCCUGUCUGAGCCCCCCUCCCAUAACACCCUCUUCCUCUGUCUGCGUUCCUGCCAGCCCAGGCCGUCUCUGCCUCUGCCUGUGCCCUCCCCGGCCGCCUAGCAUUCCUGGUCUUUGAGGGCCGAGCUCGGGUUGCCAACCCGGCUGCCCCCCACCCAUCUGCCCCUCUCUGAGUUCCCACAGCACUUGUGGCUCAGCAAGCGGCCUGUUUCUGCCUUGUGUUCCACUCGCUUCUGUCUCCCGCUGGACCGGAAGCUCUCUGAGGGCCGGGCUUUAUCUCAGAGCAACCAGACCAGCACUUGCAAGUGUGUAGUGAGCUGGCGGAAGAGUGCCCGCGCCUCCCGGCAGAGGUGUGACCCUUCUGUCCCUCCCUGGCCUGAGUGGCCGGCCCCGCCCCCCGGCCGGCUCUUGCUUUGUAGCUGCCCCUCCCCUGUUCUCCCGACACCCUCUUGUCCUGUCUGCUUUCACUCUUGCCCGGAUUCCACACAGCUGCCAACACAGCCUUCCAGAACACGUCCGCCUGCUUAACCUAGAGUAGCUCAGGCUCACUGCUCUUUAGGGAGGAGUCUCAUGUCAUGUCCCCCCGGACCCUGUGUUUCCAGUCGCGACGGCUCUCUGUGCGCCGUUCGCACCUCUCCCCCUGGAGCAGGCUUGCCCGUUGGCUUAGUGUGCUCUUCCUCACCUUUCCUUUCGGCUGAUGUGUUGUCAUCCCUAGGGAUUCCUUCUUUGACUCCCCGGGGCAGUGCCUCCCCUGGGGUGGGCCGCGCCCGCACCUUGUGUUUGUCUGCGGCCCUGCACGGUUGCCAUUGUGUGCGGGGGGGCGGUUUCCGUGGGGCUGUCUCCUCCGUUCCCAGCACAGCGCCUGGCACAGGGUCCGGCUCACGGUUAACAAAGGACCGGACCCCACAGCGAGCUUCAUUCUGUGCUCUGCAGAGAGAGGGAGGGAGGUGUGUGGACUCCCCCAGGCCCUCCCGGGACCAGCCGGGACGUCCACCGUGGAAGGCUGGGGUUCCUUGCUUUGCUUUCCUCAAGUGUAGAUUGGGGUUCUCUAUAGCCGAGGGUGAGAAGCCGUCGGGUCAGGUGUCACGUACAGUAAGGGAAGGACUCGCAGCCCAGGACUCUGGGUCUCCUCCUCGGGUACAAAGGGAACUUUGCAAAAUGACUUGAAUACAAGAGGCAAGGCCCUGUCAUCCAACGCGUAUACGCGGUUUUGGGGACACUGGACAUUUCCCUGCAGCAGGCAGGGUUGUGUGACCGUUGAAGCGUGGAGGUGAGACUGGGGCUCUCUGCCUUGUUGACUUGCUCUUUUUCUU